UAACCCGCAGACAGGACGUGACGCAAGGCGGGGCUGAGCUGCGCAGGCCGGAAACCCAGCAGGCGGCAAAGAUGGCGGAGAACAGCGGUCGCGCCGGCAAGAGCAGCGGGAGCGGUGCGGGGAAAGGGGCGGUGUCGGCAGAGCAGGUAAUUGCUGGCUUCAAUCGUCUCAGGCAGGAACAGCGGGGCCUGGCAUCCAAAGCAGCUGAGCUAGAGAUGGAGUUGAAUGAGCACAGCCUAGUGAUCGAUACACUGAAGGAGGUAGAUGAAACCCGGAAGUGCUACCGCAUGGUCGGAGGAGUGCUGGUGGAACGGACUGUCAAAGAGGUGCUGCCUGCUUUGGAGAACAACAAGGAGCAGAUACAGAAGAUCAUUGAGACAUUGACACAGCAGCUUCAGGCAAAGGGAAAAGAACUAAAUGAAUUCCGGGAAAAGCACAACAUUCGUCUCAUGGGGGAAGAUGAGAAGCCAGCAGCCAAGGAAAACUCAGAAGGGGCUGGGGCUAAGGCCAGCUCAGCUGGAGUUUUGGUCUCCUAGAGACCAAGGCCUUUGCAUUUUUUCUACCCUGACUCCCACUUCUUCUAAUUUCUCUUUAUUGUUAUUAUUAUUUUCUCUGCUAUUGUAAUAUUUUUUUGUUAAUUAAAUGUUUUGGUCAGAAU
Propithecus coquereli (Coquerel's sifaka) is the source of this 658-nucleotide messenger RNA. RefSeq names its product prefoldin subunit 2 (gene PFDN2). The transcript has 4 exons. Gene Ontology annotation, biological process: protein folding. The coding region runs from base 72 to 536 and encodes 154 amino acids. The record is from RefSeq and is a predicted model, not a curated record. NCBI's taxonomy places the organism in Eukaryota, Metazoa, Chordata, Mammalia, Primates, Indriidae. Gene Ontology annotation, molecular function: protein folding chaperone. Gene Ontology annotation, cellular component: cytoplasm; prefoldin complex.